Molecule: messenger RNA, 878 nt
Organism: Sinocyclocheilus anshuiensis
Lineage: Eukaryota; Metazoa; Chordata; Actinopteri; Cypriniformes; Cyprinidae
Product: tumor suppressor candidate 5 homolog
Exons: 2
Cellular component (GO): membrane
Source: RefSeq, a predicted model, not a curated record
UUAGAAUCCGCUCUGCACAGAAACGAAUUAAUGAAAGCGUCUGGAUCCACAGAUAAAAGAUACGUGCGCUUGCGUCAAUUAACGCGUGUGAGUCCACCAAUGAGAUACCGCCGUUAGGCGCCCUUUCGUCGUGCCCAAUGGAAACUGAUUGAUUUAGGCUACUCAGAGUGUCCAGAUUCGCAUCUCCAAUGUAAGCCGAGAGUGGUAAAUACUGAUGACGUGCAUGGAUGUCCAAUAGGUGUACGAAUAUCUCGCUCGAACUGCCCCGCGAACAACUGGAUUAAAUUCAAGAUCUUAUGCUGAUCGUGUUAACUUCAUAAGAGUGUAUAUUUGAUGUUGUUCUUACACAAAGGGAUCUAUUCUGUAAGAGAUGGCUAUUAAUACGGACGCCCCUCACGCGACAGAUGCCCUGCGCGAGAGAGCCGCGCUGCAGUCCACCGAUUUUGGAGAUACUCAGAAACUUCUUGACAUCUCAGACAAAGAGCUGAAAAGAGAAUUAAACCACUCGCCCUCUGAUACACACCUCGUGAAGUGUCUUGAAGCGGAACAGAAUGAACAGACUGUGGUUAACGUUGCCUCGGAGCCCCGCUCUCCGUCGCGGGUCAGCUUCAGCCGCGCGUCGUCGCCCACGCCCUCGGAACGCGAGCCCUGCAGCUUCAUGUGGGUGGCCGUGAUCUCCUGCUUCUGCCCCGCCGUUCCGAUAAACCUGUUUGCGCUUUAUUUCGCGCAUAUGUCUCGGUCCAUGAUACAAACAAAAGAUUAUGAUGGGGCCAGAAGACUUGGGCGUCUAGCUUUGUUGCUUAGUAUCGUUUCCAUUGUUGUGGGUCUGGCUAUUGUCCUUUAUCUGUUGUUGACAGGUAAAUUAUAUCUCUUUUUCU